AUGCGAGCCGCUCGUCUCUCGUUCCUCCUUUACUCCCUCUCCCUCGUGGCCGCCGUCGCUGGCCAGAGCGCUGCGGUCACGAGUGUAGGAAACGCUGUCACCUCUGCUACGGCUGCUGCUGCUACUACAGAGGUGGCUCCUACCACAUCUGCCAGUUCGACCUCCUCCACCGAGUCGACAUCUUCCUCCGAGAAAACCACUUCCACCAGUCAGACUGAGCCCACGACAACGUCGACUUCAGAGACUACUAGCACCACAGAACCAGCAGCCAGGACAACCAAGCAGGCCGAUACCACCGCCGCUCAGACUACUAACGCUGCUGCCGCCACCACGACCUCCUCGAACAACAACAAUAACAACAACAAUAACGACAGCGGCAACACAGAUAGUUCCACGACGACUGCGGAAACUACGGCCCAGACCACUGCUACCCCCGUUGUCAAGACCGUUGUUACCACUGAGACCAUCAGUGGAACCCCCGUGCAGACCACUCUCACCACCACCUCCACACCGGCUAGCAGUGCGACCGAUUCUCCCAGCCUCAGCGGAGCCUCGUCCGGCAGCUCUAGCGGCAGCUCCGGUCUCUCGUCAUCUCAAAAGAAGAUUAUCAUUGGUGUUGUCGUGGGUGUCGGUGGUGCGAUCAUCCUUGGAGCCAUCGCUGUGGUGGCCUGGAGGAUUCACGCUCGCAAAGCUGCUCACGAUAACGAUGAAGCCGCUGACCUGAUGAGCGGUACCGCCGUCGGAUCUGGUGCUCGAGAGAAGGCUCCUAGCCCCGGUGCCGGCGGAACGCCCUUCAAGACCACACUUGACCAGUAUCACAACCCUGGUCCAGUGAACGCGGCAUCAAACUUUUAA
Molecule: messenger RNA, 855 nt
Organism: Aspergillus saccharolyticus JOP 1030-1
Lineage: Eukaryota; Fungi; Ascomycota; Eurotiomycetes; Eurotiales; Aspergillaceae
Gene: midA
Product: putative cell wall protein
Exons: 1
Coding region: 1-855 (284 amino acids)
Source: RefSeq, a predicted model, not a curated record